Messenger RNA from Spodoptera exigua (beet armyworm), 1974 nucleotides. The record is from the annotation of a GenBank genome assembly. Lineage: Eukaryota; Metazoa; Arthropoda; Insecta; Lepidoptera; Noctuidae.
AUCAACUGUAGUCAAAUCUUAAGACUUUUUAAAGAUCAUUCAUUGAUACAAAACAGCAGUUUUUGCGUGCGUUUUUUUACGACGAAAAGUUCGAUAUUUUUAUGUAAUCAGUGACAUUGAAUCAGUCGCUUGUAAAGUGUUUCCGAUGAAGCACGUGUGCUUCUAACUAAAAUGUACAAAUUCAUAUUACUUCUGGUGAUAAUCAAAUGCUUAUAUUGUGAAGAAUCAGGUCCCAUUGUGAUUACGAAAAAGGGGGCGAUAAAAGGAUUACCGGGGAAAGAUGGCUUCAUUAUGUUUCUGGGCGUACCUUACGCUCUGAUUGAUGAAAGCAAUCCAUUCGGGGCGGCGUUGCCUCAUCCUGGAUUCAAUGAAACUUACGAAGCUUUUGACGAUAGUAUCGCAUGUCCUCAGACCACCAGAAGUGGCGCGCUAUUAGGUACCAUGCAAUGCUUGCAACUAAACAUAUACGUACCAAACAACGCUAACCUCAGCAACAAGGUACCUGUCAUGGUCUACAUUCACGGAGGAUCCUUCAUCCGAGGUAGCAAAGCGAUAGAAAACCUAUCUCCUAAAUUUCUUAUAAGAAAUGACGUCAUAAUAGUCUCUAUAAACUACAGAUUAGGCCCAUACGGCUUCCUAUGUAUCAGCGCACCUGGCUACAGCAACCAAGGCUUGAAGGACCAAGUUUUGGCCUUAACAUGGGUUAAAGACAACAUUGAAGCGUUUGGAGGAGAUAGUUCCAAAAUCACAGCUAUUGGUCAGUCAGCAGGAGCCAUGACCUUAGACCUUCAACUGCUGACCAAUAAAAAUUUAGUUCAAAGGGUAAUUAUUCAAAGUGGUACGGCGUUGACAACGUGGGUUAUAGGCAGGCGUAAUGAUAGUAUACCGGUAAACUUAGCCAGUAAACUUGGAUAUUCUGGUAAUGAUGUUCAUGGAGCACUACAUUAUCUUGCUGAUAAGGAACCAAUGGACAUUAUACAAGCAGGUGUGGAUACAGGGAUAUCUAACGCACACCCAUUAACAAAACCAUGUGUUGAAAUAGUAGGUGAAGAUGCAUACCUAACAGAUUUUCCAGUCAACCUGCAGCCUCAAGUUAAAGGAAUGGAUAUUAUGAUCGGCCACACAAAUAAAGAAGUUAUGUUUAUAUAUCCUAGAGAGUCUAACAAAGAGUACUACGAGAACUACAGGUUUGCAGAAGAAUUAGAACAAGGUUUUGACAAUGUUUACGAUGAGGAUAAUGUACGACAUUUUUAUACUGGUGAUAAAGAUUUGAGCUUGGAAACACAAAACGAUGUCUUUGUUUUUGGAACUGAUUUCGUAUUCGCCUACCCUGCAGAGAGAACCGUUAAUAGAUAUUUGGAAGCACAUGCAAAUAAAGUGUAUCGAUACUUGUUCGCUUACGAAGGUGGCAGGAACAGGAAUAAAGUGUUGGGGAAUUUCACUGCACCUGGAGCGUGCCACGGAGACGAUUUGGGAUAUUUGUUUGAGAUGGAAAUAUUUAAGGGUGUCGUCCCCAAUGAAGAUGAUCAGAAAAUGAUUGAUGUUAUGACUACAAUGUGGACGAAUUUCGCGAAAUAUGGAGAUCCAACUCCGUCUUUAACAGACAUAAUUACAACGCAAUGGGAACCCACAAAAACUGGAUCAACACGGCGGCCAUAUUUGCUAUUGAAUCAACCAAUCACACUCGAAUAUCGAUUAUUUCACAGAAGGAUGGCUUUCUGGGAACUUUAUUAUAAACUGUAUAAGAAUGAAGAAAGGGGAUUUAAUAGGAAAUAAGAUUUUAUACAUCUAGCGAAGUGUGUUUUGUAUCUUUAUGUAUAUAAUUCUGCUGUACGUGUGUAUGUCAUUGAACUCCUCCUAAACGGCUUGACCGAUUUAAAUGAAUUUUGCUGUAUGCGUUUAAGUGGUGGCGCUCUUGCUGGUUUAGAUUCAUAAAUCAGCCCGGCAGAUGGCGCUGAUUGCUUGAAAAAGCAC